CAGGGGCGGGGUCUGGGGAGACAGAGGAAAGGGGAGACGGAGCAGGGUCCCCACAAUAGUCUCAAGGGAAGGGAGGGGUUAAUCUCCUGGAUAUUUGGGGGCAGGGAGGGACACAGGGUAAGGAAUAGAGCCCCCCCCCAGGCUAGAGAAUAGGAAAACUAAGGCUCCCCAACCAGCAGGACAGGGGGUGAGACAGGAGAAGGGACCCCCAUAGGCAGAAAGGAAGGUCCCCCCAGUCUGUGGUUGGAGAGGAAAAGAAAGGGAGGCCCCCCCGAGAUUGGGAAGAGGUAAGUGAUCCCCCCCCCCAGACUGGACAGAAGAGAAGGGUCCCCCAGACUGGGCAGAGGGUAAGAAGAAGUGGGGUCCCCCCAGACUGGGCAGAGGGUAAGAAGAAGUGGGGUCCCCCCAGACUGGGCAGAGGGUAAGAAGAAGUGGGGUCCCCCCAGACUGGGCAGAGGGUAAGAAGAAGUGGGGUCCCCCAGACUGGGCAGAGGGAAGUUGAGGCAACAGAAGGAAGUGCAGACUCCCCAGAGGAUUAGGGGGAGCAAAGAGAGAAGAAGGGGUGAGAGAAAUAGACGAGAAGACUCUGCAGUGAUAAAAGCAAAGUGUCUGGGACAGAGAAGUAAUAGUGGGGUGUCUGAUAUAAGGGGGUACAAAGGAGAGAGGGAAGGACAUUGGGGUGCCUUGAGUUGGAGGAGAUGACCUGCUGUUUAGUACUGAGGACUGAGGAGACUUCCCGGGAUUUGCUCCUCGUGUAGGUGAAGGGGGGGGGCCUCAGACACGCAGGGGUUAAUUGAUUAGGAGCUGUGGGUCCAGCAAUAGGGGAGAAGGUGCUCAGAGAUACACAGGGAAUUCUGGGAUAGGACUGAGUGGGAUUUGGGAAUACGGAGCUGACAGUUUAGUGACAGGGAAUGAACUGAACAGACACAGAGGGGGAACCUCCUGCAGCCUCUCAGCUCCCCGACCCCCGAAGAGGAAGCUGAUUGUGUCACCCCGAAAUGAUUCCCAACUGCCUGACUCUCUGAUCUGCAUCAGCCGCUCGGGACCCGGGAGGAUGAGAAAACUCCGGAGAUUUGUGCACUUGGUGCUGUUCUGCCCCAUUUCAAAAGGAUUCCAGACUCGACUUCCCGGCAUCAAGGUGAAGUACCUGUUCCUGGCCUGGCUGGGUGUAUUCGUGGGCAGCUGGGCGGUGUAUAUCCAUUAUUCCUCCUACUCGGAGCUCUGCAGGGGCCACGUUUGCCGCAUGAUCAUUUGUGACCAGUACAAGAAAGGGAUCAUCUCUGGCUCGGCUUGUAAGGACUUGUGUGACCAACACUCCUUGGUGUUCCAGCAAUGCUUGUCCUCGUCUCCCACCCACCAGAUCUACAGCGGCAAAUGGGGGGACGGGGAGGUGAUUAUUAAAUGCGGCGUGGAGGAGAAUGUGAAAGUGGACAGCAACCCCGACAGCCCCCCGCGCAGGGAACUGGUUCUGUUUGACAAGCCCACCAGAGGGACCUCCAUGGAUGAAUUUAAGGAGAUGCUGGGGAAUUUUUUAAAAGUCAACUUAGGAGACCAGGCAUCCCUUACUUCCUUGGUGAGUCGGAUUUUGACCAUGGCCGAUGUAAACAAUGACGACAAGGUGUCGCUUGCCGAAGCCAAAUCCAUAUGGGCCCUGCUCCACCAGAACGAGUUUCUGCUGAUGCUCUCCCUACGUGAGAAGGAGCACACCUCUCAGCUUGUUGGCCACUGUGGUGACCUGUACGUGACGGAGAAAAUCCCUCACGAUUCCCUCUAUGGCACUCAGAUCCCCGGGUUCCUCCAGACUUUGCUACCUUCCCCCGUGCAUCGGCUCAUCCACCAGUGGUGUGCCCCUGCUUGGCCGAGAAGGGCCAAAAUCGCCAUCGGGUUGUUGGAGUUUGUCGAGGAGAUAUUCCACGGAACCUACGGGAGUUUCUUUAUCUGCGACGCCAGCUUCAAGAACAUUGGCUACAAUGAAAAGUACGACUUCAAGGUGGUGGACCUGAGGAAGGUGGCCACGGAAAUGACAAUCAGAGGUUUCCUCAAGGGGCGUCACUGUGAGCAGAACUCAGACUGCACCUUCGGGAGGGACUGCACGGCAGCUUGUGACAAACUGAUGAAACAGUGCAAAAACGAUGUAAUCCAACCAAACCUGGCCAAAGCCUGCAUGCUGCUACAGGACUACUUACUCUAUGGUUCCCCAUCUGACCUAAGGGACGAGCUUCAGAAGCAGCUUCGGACUUGCAUGACACUGAGCGGCUUGGCCAGCCAAAUGGAAGUCCACCAUUCCCUUAUCUUGAACAAUAUCAAGACUUUGCUCUGGAAGAAGAUAUCCAACACCAAAUAUUCUUGACUGAGCAUUCCCCUGAAGCCUACAAAGUCAUGGGAACCGUAGGUGUCUUAAAUGGGAUGAGCCAACAUCUACUUCUACCUUGAGGAACCUGCAAAUGUGGCCACGUUUGACCUGUUUGCACUUUCACUUGGUAUUGCAGGCUAAACCUUUGUUAGGUCUUGAGUUACGGGCCAAACCAUCAUUAGGUCUGGAGUUACUGGACAAACCAUUGUUAGGUCUGGAGUUGUGGGCCAAAACAUCAUUAGGUCUAGAGUUGCGGGCCAAACCAUCAUUGGGUCUGGAGUUGCGGAGCAAACCAUUUUAAGUCUGGAGCUGUGGGCCAAACCAUCAUUAGGUCUGGAGUUGCGGGGCAAAUCAUUGUAAGUCUGAAUUUGCGUGCCACACCAUUGUUUGGUUUGGAUUUGCAGGCCAUACCAUUGUUAUAUCCAUCAUCUAAAAUGCUGUAAUCCUCCUGUAAAAUAAAUUGCUUUUAUGUGAA
This is a messenger RNA of Xenopus laevis (African clawed frog), 2828 nucleotides long. RefSeq names its product divergent protein kinase domain 1B L homeolog (gene dipk1b.L). The transcript is spliced from 5 exons. Gene Ontology annotation, cellular component: endoplasmic reticulum membrane. The record is from RefSeq and is a predicted model, not a curated record. NCBI's taxonomy places the organism in Eukaryota, Metazoa, Chordata, Amphibia, Anura, Pipidae. Bases 1055 to 2350 code for a protein of 431 amino acids.